Molecule: messenger RNA, 600 nt
Organism: Rotaria socialis
Lineage: Eukaryota; Metazoa; Rotifera; Eurotatoria; Philodinida; Philodinidae
Source: the annotation of a GenBank genome assembly
AUGACGAGUGAAUUUCUUGAAUAUAGUCGUUCACGUGGUAAUGAUCUAUCAACACCACGGAAGUCUACUCAAUUUUCUGGUUUACGUGAUGAUGAUCGUUGGUGUUUAUGUGCUGCCAGUAUGCAAGCAUAUAUUAUUCAUUUUAUUUUCACUUUCGCUUUUUUUCAUACAUGCAUAUCGAUCGUAUUUCCUGAAUGGACAGGCAUAUUCGAUGUCGAUGAGAGUUGUGAUCAAACUGAAUGUUGUUGUAUAUCUAAACGUGCAAUAAUAACGCGACCUGAAAAUACCCGACUUUUAAUCACAGCUAAUGUUGCUGGUGCAGCAUGUCGAGAUAUAGUCAAUACUUCAACUUCAAUAUCAUCAUUAAUUCCUAUUCCUCAAGAAAAAAAUGGUUUUCAAAUAAUAACCAAAUUUCUAAGUAGUGACUGUCGAUUUACAUUAUCUUAUGAUAGCAAAUUUAUUGUUGAUAUUAAUCUACAAUAUCCGAAAUGUAGUGGUACGGGAAUAAGAGUUGAAAACGAGGUAAACACAACACCGUCGAUUUUCUCAUCAUCGAUACUUAUAUUCUUAUCAGUUGUUUUUUCCUUGUGUAUGAAUUAA